Molecule: messenger RNA, 762 nt
Organism: Belonocnema kinseyi
Lineage: Eukaryota; Metazoa; Arthropoda; Insecta; Hymenoptera; Cynipidae
Product: zinc finger BED domain-containing protein 4-like
Exons: 1
Coding region: 1-762 (253 amino acids)
Molecular function (GO): protein dimerization activity
Source: RefSeq, a predicted model, not a curated record
AUGUUGCGCUUCUUGGAGCUGGAAAUUUGUCUAGAUUUAUUUUCUGAGGCUGAAGACGAUGAUUCAAAAAGUUUGACGUGCGCAGAAUGGGAGAUACUGGAAGAAUUGGCAAAUCUCUUGCAGCCAUUUGAAGAGGUCACAAAGUCGUUGAAUUAUAAUGAAUCAUGUAUAUCUGAAGUGAUUCCAACCAUAAAAACGUUACAUUUUUGUUUGUUGAAGCAGAAAGUAAGUUCGCCGUUGGCCUCCUUUAAAGCAGAUUUGGAAUAUAAUUUGAAAAAGCGAUUUGAAGACUUAGAAAGCAACAUCAACUUUACAAUGUCAACAUUCUUGGAUCCACGUUUCAAAACUGUCUUUUUUUCCACGAACUGCUCCGUCAAAAUUAAGGAAUACAUGGAAAUUACUUUAAUAAAAGGUGAUAAUGAAGCAAACGAUAACGUGAAUAUAAUUCCGAUGGAAGAAGAUUCUGGAAACCUGCAGGACGCUUUUAAAGAGAUUAUUGCCAGUUCACAUACAAAAUCCUGCACAAAUCUGAUUUUGGAAGCAGAAAUUGACCUCUAUCUCAAGCAAGUGCUGUUAAACAGAUCAUCACCUCCAUCAAAAUGGUGGGAUAAAAUGAAAGGAAUAUUCCCAAAUUUAGGCAAACUUGUGCACCGUUUCCUCUCCACGCCCUCGAGCAGCAUAUACAGCGAAAGGCUCUUUUCCGAAUCAGGAAACAUCCGGCCAGAAUUCCGCCGGAAUUUGUCGGAUAAAUCCGGCCGGUAG